UAGGGACCUUAGGCUUAGGGUUAGCUUUGUGCCGCCCGAGAUCUUUGCCUGUCCCUCUUCCCCUCUCCUCCGGACCUCCGCGGCUCCGCCUCCGCCCUCUCCUCUCUCGUGCCGACUACUUCCGCCUCCCUCGUUCCCGUUUCAAUCACUGCGGAGGUUGAGGGCAACGCAGCGCAGGCCUCCUCGGCUCCUCCUCCUCGCAGAAGCAUCUCCGCAGGGUAAUCGGAAGAGAGGGGCGACGAGGGCACCGCCACUUCCGCCCCGCACAAGUACUCCGUCAAGAUUCUCUUCGGCAACCGCCAUGGUUUUAUCUUUUGCAUUCCAAAGGACCAUAUCACCCUCCGCGAUUACGAGAUCCACGACGGCAUGGGCCUCGAGCUCUACUGCAACUAAUCUAAGGUUCUAUUAUGGAUAGCGAGGUGCAGAGAAAGCUGUCGGAAUUGGAGGAGAAGUCUUAUGGUGUUUUCUUAGAUUUCAUGACGAGAAUUGCAAAGUUCGAUGAGCUGGUUGAAGUAGGAAAACAGUUUCUUAUUGGAUUCCACCGAGAAGUAGAGAUGUUUAGAAGACCUCAACUUCAUAAGACAUCUGAGAUGGUCGAUGACAUAAUUAAAGCUAAUUGCACGAACAGAAUGAAGUCAUAUGUUGAAGCUGGUUGCAAACAUCCCAACCAAAACAUGCAAAACAUAAUCAAGUUGCGUUCUUGUGAACAAGGAUUUCAAGAACAUUUACUAAAAGUUAAGGUUUUGCUUGAUGAACUUGAACGCCUCAAGGAGGAUGCAAUUGGUCUUGCACGGAUGACAAAUCAAAGUGCAUCACUUUUCUUGGACAAGUAUUCUUGUGAGAGUAUGGGAGAUCAAGUAACUUCCUUUGAGGAGGAAAUAGAACCUGUACAUCUUCAAGAGAAAUCGAUGUCAUAUGUAACUAUGAUGGCGAUCAUCUAUGGUAUGCUGAACCUUGACUAUGCUAUGCAGGAAAAUAUCAUUCAGUCCAUAAAUCUUAGUACAUCAUCGCCACAAUUAGAAAGCUACUGCCUCAUGUGGGAUCUGCGGCCAUAUAUAAAUGACAAUGUCAUGCGCCUAGCUUGGAAAUACAUUCCAUGAUGAGCCAUCUACAUUUGGAGAAAAAUAAUGAAUCAGAGCAAGUUUACUGGUGAAAAUUAUGAAGGCGUCAUCUUUUCAUUUUUUUCUCACCAUUUUAAACUAUCACAAAAUGGAAUUCUUGGAGGUUAACCAGUCUCCAAUGGGCCUUAUCCCUGAUCUUGUGUACAUUAAUGAGUUAUUUAUGCUUUAUAAAAGAUAUUUUAUAGUAUGAUUGUGAGUUAAAUUGAUUUCUUAA
Messenger RNA from Phoenix dactylifera (date palm), 1335 nucleotides. Its product is annotated as FAD-binding protein. Lineage: Eukaryota; Viridiplantae; Streptophyta; Magnoliopsida; Arecales; Arecaceae. The record is from RefSeq and is a predicted model, not a curated record.